Molecule: messenger RNA, 724 nt
Organism: Cannabis sativa
Lineage: Eukaryota; Viridiplantae; Streptophyta; Magnoliopsida; Rosales; Cannabaceae
Product: non-specific lipid-transfer protein 1
Exons: 2
Coding region: 139-498 (119 amino acids)
Biological process (GO): lipid transport
Cellular component (GO): membrane
Molecular function (GO): lipid binding
Source: RefSeq, a predicted model, not a curated record
AAACUACCACCACUACAUAUAACAUAUUUCAUCACCUAUAAAAUGAGAAAAAUUUCUACCAUAUCAUCAUAAAAACUUACUACAAUAACUAUUAAGAAAUAAAGAAAGAACAAACCCUAAUCUUAAUUUAUAUAAUCGAUGGCGAAGAGUUUUUUCGGUGUGAAAUUUCUUUGUGUGGCAAUUAUGGUGAUGGUUAUAGCCGCACCAGUCGUAAAUGGAGACAUUACUUGUUCACAAGUUAAUAACAUCCUCUCUUCAUGUGUAAACUACCUUAGAAAUGGUGGUUCUGUCUCGACGAAUUGUUGCAACGGUGUCAAAUCGCUAAACGCUCAGGCAAACACAUCAUCUAACCGACAAUCCAUAUGCAAAUGCUUGAAGGAUUCUUAUAAAAGUGUCAAAGGAAUCAAAUCUGAUCUUGCUUCUGGAUUGCCCUCUAAAUGCAACGUCAAAACUCCUUCUCCCAUCAGUCUUUCUGUCAAUUGCACCAAUUUGCUCUGAUCAAGUUUGGGUGAUCGUGGUGAUUUCCAGCAUAUAUAUAUAUAUACAUAUAUAUAUAUAUUUAGUAAUAAAUAAUAUUCGAGAAUAAUUAAUAAUGUACGUGGAUAUGUUUAUAUCCACAUGAUCAUGAGAUUAACUAUAUCCUAUCUAAUCUUAAUUGUUAUAAUUUAUGUAAUGCAGUAUACCUAUCUACCUACCUACCUUCAUGUUAUAACAUUUUAUUAUA